AUGCUCCGCACGCCACCACCCCCGGCAGAGAACCUCAUCUUAAGCUUCCCAUCGCUCCAUAUCCUUGUGGUGACGAUCAAUCGCCCGCAGGCAAUGAACUGCGUAGACACCCAAACCCACAACGAGAUGUCACGGGUAUGGCCCUGGUACGACGAUGAACCAUCACUCCGCUGCGCAGUGGUCACUGGAAAUCCCCAAGGCAAGAGGAAAGCUUUCUGCGCAGGUCAGGACUUGAAAGAAUGGAACGACGCUCAAUCCGGCGGCGCUGACCCCAUCGUCGCCCACCCGCAAGGCGGCUUUGGCGGCCUCUCCCGGCGCAGCGGGAAAAAGCCCGUGAUAGCCGCUGUCGACGGGCUUGCACUCGGCGGGGGAAUGGAGAUGCUGGCCAACAUGGAUAUGGUCGUUGCCUCAGCGAGCAGUAUGCUGGGGCUUCCAGAGGUUAAGCGUGGGGUGGCGGCAUUUGCCGGUGUGUUGCCGCGGUUGACGAUGAGUGUGGGAUUGCAGCGUGCGAGCGAGCUCGCCUUGACUGGGAGGAUGUUGAGUGCAAGUGAGGCGAGGGGGUGGGGGUUGGUUAAUAGGGUUGUUGGGGAUGGGGAGGCGCUCGUGGUAGCUGUGGCGGUUGCGAAGGAGAUUGCAGGGAACUCGCCAGACAGUGUUAUUGUGAGUCGGGCAGGGGUGAGGAGUGCUUGGGAGGGGAGAAGCGUGGAGGAGGCGACGAGGGAUGUUAGGGAAGGGGUGGGGAUGGGGCUACAGACUGGGGAGAAUAUUAGGGAGGGGCUGAGGGCUUUCGUGGAGAAGAGGGAGCCGAAGUGGGCGGAUUCUAAAUUGUAG
Molecule: messenger RNA, 831 nt
Organism: Tuber melanosporum (Perigord truffle)
Lineage: Eukaryota; Fungi; Ascomycota; Pezizomycetes; Pezizales; Tuberaceae
Exons: 2
Coding region: 1-831 (276 amino acids)
Biological process (GO): fatty acid beta-oxidation
Cellular component (GO): mitochondrion
Molecular function (GO): enoyl-CoA hydratase activity
Source: RefSeq, a predicted model, not a curated record